Clunio marinus is the source of this 1071-nucleotide messenger RNA. Lineage: Eukaryota; Metazoa; Arthropoda; Insecta; Diptera; Chironomidae. The record is from the annotation of a GenBank genome assembly.
AUGAAUAUUUGUAGUUGUAAAGAUAAACUUCCAAGAAGUGGUAAAAAUUGUCGUAAAACUUUAAAAUUGGCACAAGAUAUUUUGGUUCUUUAUGGCAACAUUUCUCAUGAACUCCAUGGAUUCGGUGAAAUUGCAUUAUUUUGGUUCUUUAUGGCAACAUUUCUCAUGAACUCCAUGGAAUCGGUGAAAUUGCAUUGUUCAUAUGAACUCUACAAAGGUUGGUAUUUCAGUAAAGUUGGCACUUGCAGACCUCAGAAAUUUCGCACAACUUUCGAGGAUAAAAAUGUCAGUUUAGUGAACAAUUUAUAUGAAUCAUUUGAUAUUGUUCAGUUCUAUGGUGAAAAGCAGUCGUGUCCAUAUUUUCCAGUGAAUUUAGGAUCACAUUUUCCAAAGUUACAAACUCUUCUUAUCCGGAAUUCAAAUCUACAAUUUCUCUUCAGCAAUGAUCUUGAUGGAUUGAAUAACUUGAUGAGUUUUGAUGUUUCGUACAAUCCAAUCGAAUAUUUAGGAGCAAAUUUAUUUAAAGGAAAGACAAAACUUAAAGAUAUUUGGUGUCAAGGAUGUCAUUUGAGAUUCAUCGAUCAUAAUUUCUUCGAUACACUUCCAGAUUUUAAAACGCCAUAUAGAGAUGAAAAAAUAUCAGAAAUGUUUAAAUUAAAUGUUACUAAAUUAUGUAAUAAAGAAAAUAUAUUUUAUGACGAAAGGAUCUUCGAUCGAAAUCUACCAGAAAACUUGACAAAAGCUUCGACAACUACUGAGAUUUCUUUGCCCACUGAGACUACUGAAAGCAUUGGAACUGAAAAGCUUGCAACAUCAUCAACUCCUUGUGCAUUUGAAGGCACAACAGAGAAAAUUGUGUCUGAAAAUCCAAUUGUAGAUUGCAUGGAGCAUAAGUCAUCGCACAUUGACGUGUAUGUUGAAUUGAUCACUUUAUUUUCAAUUUUAAUGUUCACGAUCGUCAAUGUCAUAAUAUUGAAGAACAUUGUAAGAAAAUUAAGUGCAAACAGAACUCGUUCAAACAACACAAAUGGAAUGGAGAAUGCUAUUGAGUUAAGAACAAUAAGUCAAUAA